This is a messenger RNA of Branchiostoma belcheri (Belcher's lancelet), 618 nucleotides long. RefSeq names its product low-density lipoprotein receptor-like. Gene Ontology annotation, molecular function: protein binding. The transcript has 3 exons. Lineage: Eukaryota; Metazoa; Chordata; Leptocardii; Amphioxiformes; Branchiostomatidae. Gene Ontology annotation, cellular component: plasma membrane. Bases 1 to 618 code for a protein of 205 amino acids. The record is from RefSeq and is a predicted model, not a curated record.
AUGGCGACCGGCUUGCUUCUGUUUGUCUGCCUGUUUUCCAUCAGCCAUGUCUUCGUUGGUGUUACCGGCACUGACGACGAGUGUCUGCCUGACAUGUUUAGGUGUGCAGGUAGUGGAAGGUGUCUCACCCGCUUUAGGCAAUGUGACGGUAAUGUGGAUUGUCCAGACGGUUCAGACGAGGGUUGCCGAGAAUGUCCCUACCAUGACGAUUUCAAAAGAUUGCUGGAGCCAAGAGGAAGGUUACCCGACUAUAUCAAGUGUGAUGGUAUUGAGAUCUGUGUUCCUCCACCAUACCAAUGUGACGGUUACAAUUUCUGUCCAGACGGUAAAGAUGAAACAGAUUGCUGGAGCAAAGAGUGUUUCAACAGCACCUUUCUCAGGUGUGACAGCGGAUCCUGUUACCCCUCAGAAAAACAUUGUGACGGUAUCGUGGACUGUCCAGUAGACGAUUUAGAUGAGAGAUUUUGCACACAGGAUGACUGCCCUUUGCCCAACCUUUUCGAAUUCUGUGGACCCGGUUCCUGCAUCAAUGAGAAGCAACGCUGCGAUGGAGUUGCCGACUGUCACGACCAGUCCGACGAGAGUGGCUGUGGUAAGAUCACGUUCUGCUUAUUCUAA